ACUCCGGAGUACGACUGAUUACAAGCAUGGAUCGUGACGUCAAUAUACAGUAGUGGUGGGUUGGUUUGUUUUAGAGCUGGAUUCCGUAAUGGGUCAGGAAUGUGGUAAGCCAGCCUGGCCCAAGCCAUCAACAGGUUAUCAAACAAGCACUGGAUGCCGCUAUGGAAGGAGGCAUGCCUAUAUUGGGUUCCGGCCAACGUUGGAAAAGCCAGAAAAUCCAACCAUGGAAAAAGGAUGUCAAUGGAAGGAAAUGGAGAUGGACUAUAUUCAAGAGAAGAAUGGAUUAUCAGCUGAUGGACUCGUCAAUUCAACCUUAAAAGAGAACUCCUCGGCUAAUAUGGUUCUUCCAGAAAAAAAUGGAGCAAAAAUAUAUGAAGACCCCCAUGAAAAAAAUCUAAGAUGCCCAAACUUUUCAGCCAGUACUGCUCGUUCAUGCAGAUUAAAGAGAGAGCAAAAGUUAGUGCAUACCUCUGAAAAUCGGGCAAAAUUAAAAAAGAGCUCUGAAGCAUGUGCAUGGCCUGCAUUGGAAGGCAACGAACCUCCACUUAAUAAUACAAAUGGAUUUGGAAUUGUUAAUAUUGACUCAUAUGAGCCUGACAGUAGUGAUGGGGAAGAAGAGAUUCUUUCUGCCACUUCAGAAUCUCAUCCUGUACUCCAAAAGCAAUUAGACAAUAUGAUAAACGAAUUGGAAAAAGAAUUUGAUUAUCUUAGUGGAUUGCAAUCAUAUAUAUAUUCAAAGACGCGUGAGGAGGUGGAAGCUGCAUCUAAAAACUAUUGUUCGGAGGUAUGUUUGAAAGACUGUUGUCAGAACAGUGAUAAAGUUUAUGGAGAAAUUCCCUCAGAUUCUGAAGACAAGCUAGUGAAAACUGACCAACAUAUGUCUGGUGAUAUCAUUGGUAAUGCUCCUUCAGGAAAUGGUUGCAGCCUUCCAAAACUAUUUGAUUGUAAAGGGUUGCAGGAUUCUGGUGCCCCUGAAAUGGUUGUGAGACCAAAAGUAAGGAAGCAAAAUAAUAGUGAUCUAGAGCAGAAAAAGUUGGAGUUGUCCAGGGACAACCAACAGAGUAAUAACCAUCAAAAAUAUACUGCAGUUGGAAGUGAUCAGUGUUCACAGUCUCCGCACACUAAAACAAGAGAAAUGGAGAAAGAAUCCUUUUCUGAGCCUUCAAAUAGCGAACAAGAAAAACGUAGACCCAAGGAUUACAGAAGCAAGAAUGAGGUAACAAAUCUCUGUCAGCAUAUCAUAGAAGGUGAACAGGAGGACGACGACGAUGAUGAUGAUGAUUUCUGGGAAGAUUUGGACGACUUCAGUAAGAAGUGUGGUGCUUCAAGGACAGGAAAUGACAGCCACAUGGGACAUCACCACUCCUCACUAAGUUCAGAAAUAAGUGAAGGAGAAUGGUCUGCCUCAUGGUCAUCAGAUUCUGCAGCUGACAAAGAACAUUCAUCUAUUGAUGAAAGCUGGGAGACUCUUCCAGGUUUAGAUGAGCCAGAACACAACGUGCAGAGUGAUAACAUCAGCUUGGAUGAUGUACCAGACAUUAACUCUCAUUCUGAAGAGCCAGCAUUGCUAGAAGAAGGAGAAAUCCCAUGGCUGACUUAUCGUGAGGAAACUGAUAGCAGCAGUGAUGAAGACGUAGGAGGAAUGAGCCAGUUUGUUCACCCAGGACUGUUUAUGUUAGAUGGAAACAACAAUUUUGAAGAUGAUUCUAGUAUGAGUGAAGAUUUUGAUGCUGAAUGGAGAGCUCUGGAUGACUUUGGGGAAGGAUUUGGAGUGGCGCAAGCUAUUUCUCACAUGGAUCCUCAACUGCUAACUUACAUGGCACUAGAGGAGAGAUUAGCCCAAGCCAUGGAAGCUGCACUAGCACACCUCGAGUCCUUAGCUAUUGAUGUUGAGCAAGCCCAUCCUCCUGCUACAGAAGAAAUAAUCAAUUGCUUACCGAAUGUGACUGUUCUGGAAGAUCGGCAUGGCCAAGAACAAUGCUGUGCGAUUUGCUGUUGUGAAUAUAUUAAAGAUGAAAUUGCAACUGAAUUACCCUGCCAUCAUAUAUUCCAUAUGUCUUGUGUAACCCUUUGGCUAGAAAAGUCAGGAACGUGUCCUGUGUGCCGCCAUGUGCUGACCCCAUCCCACCCUGAUGCUGGAGUUGCUACAUCUUUUGUGUCUGACCAUGAGAGUCCUCCUUCUACACACAGUGCUGCAGGAACACGAUGAAAAUGCAAGGCACGUUUAAAGUACGACUAUAACCACUACUGACUUCAUCAUACUAGAUUACUUUCUGUACAGUCCAUCAUUUAUUCCAUAUGUCUUAAUCAUUUAUCUGUUUGCAGGUGUUACUAAGCUGCAUCUGUUUUCUGGGGCAUUACUGUCAACUGCUAGGUAACUGACGUUUGUUCAGUUUUUGUUGUGGGCGUUGGAGUAUCUAUGCUUGUAAAUAUUUGCAUAUAAAUAAAAAAAUGUAUUAAAAAUUUAAGUGAAUAAAUGCAACAGGCUUUUUUGCCUUUCCUGUAAAUGUGAUGUAAUUCAAAUAACUAUUUGCUUUAAGUAAUGAAUAGAAUUGCACAGUUAAGUCACUUUUUCUGACAGGUAAUGUUUCUGAACUAUGCACAUGUAAAAUCAAGUGAACAAAUUGUACAGAUUCUGCUGCUCAAUAUCAUUCCUUUGUUAAUAUCCCAGCUUUAUUCAGUCAUGUUUCUGAUAUGUUGAGAAACUCAAAUUAUCCGUUCAUAUAUCUCAACUCUACUGUACUCAUUUCUUAAUUUCUGCAAUUCAAAUUUUCCAAUAAAAGUCAUAAAGCUGUUUCUUC
Molecule: messenger RNA, 2801 nt
Organism: Polypterus senegalus (gray bichir)
Lineage: Eukaryota; Metazoa; Chordata; Cladistia; Polypteriformes; Polypteridae
Gene: pja2
Product: praja ring finger ubiquitin ligase 2
Exons: 10
Coding region: 89-2209 (706 amino acids)
Source: RefSeq, a predicted model, not a curated record